AUGAACUUCAAGGCCUUUGUCUUCCUGGUCCUGCUCAGCACGGCCGCGACCGUGCCGGCUCGCGAGCUCAAGGGCGUCCCUGGCCGCAAGUUGGCCCAGGCCAGUGCAAAUGCCGUCGCACAGGCGAUUGCCAGCGGAAAUGGCGCUGCAUUCGCCAAUGCCGCAGCUCAGGCCACCGCCAGUGGUGAGACCCUCAGCAUCGCCAACGCCAAUGCCUCUGCCAACGCCUCCAGCAAUGGUGGCAGCGCCAACGCCGCCGCCCAGGCCAACGCCUCCAGCAACGGCAGCGGCAGCGCCUCUGCCUCGUCCCAGGCCAACGCCUUCGCCGGCGGCCGCUGA
Auxenochlorella protothecoides is the source of this 339-nucleotide messenger RNA. RefSeq lists its product as hypothetical. The transcript has 4 exons. NCBI's taxonomy places the organism in Eukaryota, Viridiplantae, Chlorophyta, Trebouxiophyceae, Chlorellales, Chlorellaceae. Bases 1 to 339 code for a protein of 112 amino acids. The record is from RefSeq and is a predicted model, not a curated record.